UCCUCCUCCUGCCGCUCCUCCCGCCGCCCGGCCCGGCCCGGCUCCGCUCGCCAUGGGAGAUGUGGUCUCCACGCACCUGGACGAGGGUCGCCGCCAGCACAUCGCGGAGAAGACAGGGAAGGUGCUGGGGGAGUUCUGCAGGUGCUACAAGGAGCAGUACGGGGUAGCUCUGUUCAACAGCGUCCGCUAUGAGAUCGAGGGCAACGGGGGCCCGCAGGCUCAGCUGCUGCACCGUAAGGUCCCCCUGGAGGACCAUGUCAUCUACUCAGGCAACAUCUUCCAGUACAUCGAGGACAACAAGAAGUGGAGGAACCGCUUCUGCGUGGUGCCACACAACUACGGCCUGGUCCUCUACGAGAACAAACUGGCCUACGAGCGGGAGCUGCCACCCCGUGUGCUGGUCAACAGCGCCGGCUACAAAGUCCUCACCUCCGUGGACCAGUACCUGGAGCUGGUGAACAGCAGCCUGCCUGGUGUGACCCCCAAAUCGGGGCACUCGCCCAUCCUGAAGUGCCCUACGGAUUUCCCCCUCAUCCUCUGGCACCCCUAUGCCAGGCACUACUAUUUCUGUGUCAUGACGGGCAAGGAGCAGGACAAGUGGCGCGCGGUGUUCCAGGACUGCGUCCGGCACUGCAACAACGGGAUCUCUGAGGACUCCAAGGUGGAGGCUCCAGCCUUCACGGACGCCGUGCGGAUGUACCGCCAGUCCAAGGAGCAGUACGGCACCUGGGACAUGCUGUGCGGGAACGAGACCCAGGUCCUGAGCAACCUGGUGAUGGAGGAGCUGCUCCCCGAGCUCAGGAGCGCCAUCGGCCCGCGGCUGAAGGGGAAGGCUCCGGAGCGCCAGCGGACCUGGAUCCAGAUCUCAGAUGCCGUGUACAGGAUGGUCUACGAGCAGACCCACGCCCAGUACGAGGCUGCCAUGGCGCGGUGCGAGCAGGAGCGGCCCCAGCUGGAGAGCACCAUCCGCACCGACAUGGACCAGAUCAUCACCUCCAAGGAGCACCUGGCCAGCAAGAUCCGAGCCUUCGUGCUGCCCAAAGCAGAGGUCUGUGUCAGGAACCACGUCCAGCCCUACAUCUCCUCCAUCCUGGAGGCCCUGAUGACCCCCACGAGCCAGGGCUUUGCCGAGGUGAGGGAGGUGUUCUUCAAGGAGGUGACGGACAUGAACAUGAACGUCGUCAACGAGGGUGGCCUGGAGAAGCUGCCAGAGUACAUGGAGAAGCUGUCCCACCUGGCCUUCCACCCUGUGAAGAUGCAGUCGUGCUACGAGAAGAUGGACCAGCUGAAACUGGAGGGUCUCCAGCAGCGAUUCGAUGUCUCCAGCACGUCUGUCUUCAAGCAGAGGGCCCAGAUCCACAUGAGACAGCAAAUGGAUGAUGCCGUGCACACCUUCGAGACGCUGCUGCACCAGGAGCUGGGGAAGCUGCAGGGCAAGGACGACCUGUGCAAGUCCAUCCAGCGCAUCCUCGAAAGGGUGCUCAAGAAAUUUGACUACGACAGCAGCACCGUGAGGAAGAAGUUCUUCAGGGAGGCCCUGCUGCAGAUCACCAUCCCCUUCCUGCUGAAGAAGCUGGCACCCACCUGCAAGGGGGAACUGGCCAAGUUUCAGGAGCUGAUCUUUGAGGACUUUGCCAGCUUCAUCCUGGUGGAGAACACCUACGAGGAGGUGGUGCUGCAGUCGGUCAUGAAAGACAUCAUGCAAGCCGUGAAGGAGGCGGCGGUGCAGAGGAAGCACAACCUGUACCGGGACAGCAUGGUCAUGCACAACAGCGACCCCAACCUGCACCUGCUGGGCGAGGGCAUCCCCAUCGACUGGGGCGAGGAGUACCCGGGGCAGCCCGAGCCCGAGCCGGCCGGGCAGGGCGAUCGGCGCCGCAGGGCCAAGCAGGUGGUGUCGGUGAUCCAGGACGACGAGGGGGCCCUGCCCUACGAGAUGGGCAGCGAGGCGCUGCUGCAGCCCUGCUCCCCACAGCCCCGGGGGGAGGAUCCCGGAGCGCCCCCCGGCUCCCCGGAUGGGGUGAAGGAGAUCCGGGAGGCGCUGGCGCAGGAGAGCCUCGGGGACGGCGCUGGGCGGGAGGAGGAGGAGGAGGAGCAGCUGACGAACGGCAGAGAGAGCGGUGCCAGCGAGGAGGGGGUGGCAGGGCCUGUGCCAGGGGAUGUCACCCCCCGACGUCCUGCCAGGGAAGGGGACGGGAUGCAUCGCCCCUCACCGGCAUCGCCUGGAGCCGAGGCCCCGUCUGGGGCUGGGAUGAGACGUGUUGCACCAGCACCGCCUGUGCCCGGAGCUGAGGGCACACCAGGGGCUGGGGGGCGACGUCCUGCACCAGCAUCACCUGCCCCUGGAGCUGAUGUCCCACCAGGGGCUGGGGAACAACGUCCUGCACCAACAUCUCCUGUCCCUGGAGCUCAGAUCCCAUCAGGGGCUGGGGAACAACGUCCUGCACCAGCACCUCCUGUGUCCAGAGCUGAUAUCCCAUCAGGGGCUGGGGAACCAGCAUCUCCUGUCCCUGCACCAGCAUCUCCUGUCCCUGGAGCUGAUGUCCCAUCAGGGGCUGGGGAACAGCGUCCUGCACCAGCAUCUCCUGUGCCCAGGGCUGAUGUCCCAUCAGGGGCUGUUGUGCCACAGGCCACGCCAAGAUCAUCCUUGCUGUCAUCCCCUGUGCCCGGAGCCGAUGUCCCCUCAGGGGCUGAGGUGCCACAGGCCACACCAAGGUCAUCCGUGCCGGCAUCACCUGGAGUCAACGUCCCACCGGAGCCCAGCCUGCACCACGCUGCACCAGCAUCCCCCAAAGCCCGGGCCGAUGUCCCAGCAGAGGUGCCCCACGGCACACCAGCAUCAUCACCUGGCGCCGGGACAGCGUGUCACCAGCCCAGCGACCAGGAGACGGGCGAGGAUGUGACCCCUCCAGGCCCCCCGCAGCCCACGGGCACCACAGAGAGCGGUGAGGGGGUGCAGACUGAGUUCUAGCCCGGCCCCCCCCUGCUGUGGACUGGCCCCGGGGACGCUUGGGGUUGGGGAAAGGGGGGAAUAGGACCCCUGCCGGGGAUGGAGAGCAGCGCCGCGGGAGAGGGAGGGGAUGGGAACACCGAGACCUUACUGCCUUGCCGGGGGUCCCCGCUGCCGUGGGGGGGGCUGGCCACAGCCACCGGGUCGGACUAGGGGUGGCCCCAGCCCGGCACAGGGCACCCCCUGCACUCUGCUCUGUCCUUCUUCUGCCUUAUUUCCUUUUCUACUGAAGAGAUGCUUUACUGAAGAGAUGCUUUAUCUGCCCCCCCGCCCCAGCACAAGUGCCCGGGGCUGCUGGAGGGGCUGGCACUAGCCCCACUCGGGGUGGGGUGUGGGAUGCUCCUGCCUGCCCCGGGGCCAUCCCCUGCCCCAAUCCGAGGGGUUUCCCGGGAGCUUGCUCAUCACCACCCCACCCGGCCGGCUCCGGGAGCGCCAGUGGGACUGGGGGCUGCGGGGGAUCGUGGAUAACGUGACGACGAACAGGGGCACGGCAGGGAUACAGCCACGAAGAGCUGCUGAGGAGGGGGGCGAGAGCCGGGGCAAGCACGGGCUGGUGGCACCCAGGCUGGGCUUACAGUAUCCAGGCUGGGCUUACAGCAUCCAGGCUGGGUUUAUGGCACCCAGGCUGGGCUUACAGUAUCCAGGCUGGGCUUACAGCAUCCAGGCUAGGCUUAUGGCACCCAGGCUGGGCUUGUGGUACCCGGGCUGGGCUCAUAUUGUCCAGGCUGGGCUCACAGCUCACCCUCACCCCGCGGUCUUCUAGCAGCUAUUGAAGUUCAGAGAGACAUCUCUGGGGGAAGGUGGCACUCACACCGUGUCCCCAGCCGUGUCUGGCAGCACUGGGCUGUCUCCAG
Molecule: messenger RNA, 3864 nt
Organism: Empidonax traillii (willow flycatcher)
Lineage: Eukaryota; Metazoa; Chordata; Aves; Passeriformes; Tyrannidae
Gene: NIBAN2
Product: family with sequence similarity 129 member B
Exons: 14
Coding region: 53-2971 (972 amino acids)
Source: RefSeq, a predicted model, not a curated record